Molecule: messenger RNA, 2073 nt
Organism: Anguilla rostrata (American eel)
Lineage: Eukaryota; Metazoa; Chordata; Actinopteri; Anguilliformes; Anguillidae
Product: receptor-type tyrosine-protein phosphatase U
Exons: 3
Coding region: 1447-2058 (203 amino acids)
Cellular component (GO): membrane
Source: RefSeq, a predicted model, not a curated record
AGAGAAGGGGAGAGGCGUCGGCUCCGCGCGUCUCCCCUCCGACAGACGCCUCGCUCACUUCCCGCGUCCUCCCGGCUUCCUGUGCCCAACCUCUGUGCGCAAGGUGACCCGCCUGUCUUUCCCCUGUCCCGUUAUCUCUCUGAGAACUGACAGCGCCGUGUACUUCCAGGUCUUAUUAUGAUAAAUCACUGCCUCUUCUGUCUCUCUUUCACUGCCUCCCUGCUCUUUCUCUCUCUCUCUGUCUCAUUCUCCCUCUCUCUGUCUCACUCUGUCUCUAUCUCUCGCUCUGUCUCUCUCUCUUUCUCACUCUGUCUUUCUCUCCCCUCUCUCUCUCUCUCAACACUUCUUGUAGCUUCACUACAUUGCCAGCUGUGUCCACUCAACUCAUUGUCAAUUUAGGAUAAGUGGACAAGGACAUGCACAAAUCAUGGUGUGCAAAUCAUAGUCACCAAACGGUGCCAGAUAAUCAGCAUUGCUAAAUACUUUCAUUGCAUUUCAUUACAUGACGCUUUAUAUGUUACUCAAAACAUAUAGGCCAACAGAGAAGUUUGAUUGUUCAUUGCUGGAAGACUCAAAUAAUGAAAAGAUUAUGUGAGAAGGAAACAUUUGCUUUUGUGGAUUAUUUAUACAAAGCGUAGACGCUAUAAGAAAAUGCUUUGUAUUAGUAGUUGUGUCUUAUAUGUUUUGAGUUUGUAUUAAGUCACCUGACUUCUAUGUCUUAUAUGUUGCUGUAAGUGUCUCAUGUAAUCCCAUGUGGGAUGGGCCAUUUUAGAUGGUAUGACACAAAAAUGAAAAUUAAUAAUAAUUUGUUCAUACUUACUGUUCAGAAGCCCUCAUUCAGUUUCUCUGGUAACACUGCAGUUCCACACGAGCAGCAUUCCAUAAAGAUUCUACCCUUCCGCUCUUUUACUCCGUAGUUUGGUGAUUGGUCUGAAUGGGUGUCAUUGGUCAGACUCAGUUCCGUCCGUUGUAUGUAUGUAUAAAAAUGUACGUGUUCAUUAGUGGCUACUGUCGCAUACGCUCACAGGUCGGGGGUCAUUAUCGCGGGUCGUUCAGGACGGUCGUCUGCUAAAUUGGUGUAAUCUAAUGCACUCUCGAUCCCGGGGACUGUAAUUGUGAAUACAUUCUGCGUUUUUAAUUCAUUCGUGAACGUUACCAAAAAAUUGAUAUUCUGAUAACUUGUGCUGAACACUGAACAGCAAGCGUUUUUUAUCUUGAGAUUCGCUGGAACAUUGUUAACGCCACAAGGUGGCGCUCUUCGUCUAUAUACUGCUCUUACUAAGUCGGGGGUUGAAACCAUUUUUGAAUUGUUUAUCCUGACGUCACAAACUCAGAGACUGAGCAUCGUUUCAGCUGUACAUCAGGAAUCAAUGGGCAGCAGUCUGCAACUUUGCACCAGUGUUACCGGAUUUCAAUUGAUAAACCGAACUGGACUAAAACGGCACAAUGAACACCGUGACUGUUCUCCUGAUGCUUUCUCUACUGAUCCACGCUGAUGGCCUAGAGGGACCAACAGCCGGAUGCACCUUCGAUGAGGACUCGAACCCGGACCGGGACCGGAGCCAGUGCAAACAGGGCAAGGAGGACGACUUCGACUGGCAGCUGAUUCGCUCCUACAGCUGGCCGCACGCCAACUCCGACCUCCUGCGGGGGUCGUUCAUGCUGGUGAACGCUUCCCAGCAUGCCUCGGGCCAGCGCGCCCACCUCCUCCUGCGCGCCCUCAGCGAGAACGACACCCACUGCGUCCAGUUCAGCUACUUCCUGUACAGUCGGGACGGGCACAGCCCGGGGACCCUGCGGGUGUACGUGCGCGUGAACGGCGGUCCCCUGGGAAACCCCGUCUGGAACGUGUCCGGUUCCCACGGCCGCCAGUGGCACCAGGUGGAGCUCGCCGUCAGCACCUUCUGGCCAAACGACUAUCAGGUGAGCUCCCCCUGUCCAGCAUGCACUGCUUCGGCGUGGACCUCCACGAACCACGUGAGGCCCAUUACCCAGAAAGCAACGGUUCACGCAACAUUCUUUAGCUUCUUUUUUUCCGAGCGGGAGUCUUCGCUGUGACAGAAGGCGUAGGAA